GAAGAAAGCGAGGAAAGCACAGAGAGCAUCUGUUGAUGCUUUUCGGCUUUUGCUUUGGGGCGACGCUCAUUACUAUCACCACCCACGGGAGAUGUGAAGUUUUAUGAGCUAAGUAACAGUAGAAACAAUUGAGAAGAGUUUUGUUCUUCGAAAACCAAGGAUAAUUGGAAGAAUCACGCAGAGCUUUUGCAGUGUUGUGUUAACUCUCUAUUAAGAAUCCAUUAGGGGAAAUUUGGUUAUUUAGCACGUUUCAUCAAUUUCACUCGAGGGGGAGAGAAGAAAGAACAGAAAUCAAGAUGGGUAAUCCUGAGCAUCCAAAGAGAAGGGUAGCAUUUAUUUUGAUAGAUGGUUUGGGAGACGUUUCACUGCCGAAGUUCGGACACCGGACGCCUUUGCAGGUGGGCCAAAUACCCAAUUUGGAUGCCAUUGCUUCUGCUGGAGUUAAUGGGCUGAUGGACCCUGUAGAAGCUGGCUUGGCAUGUGGUAGCGACACAGCUCACCUCUCUUUAUUGGGUUAUGAUCCAAGAGUGUACUACAGAGGUCGAGGUGCCUUUGAGUCCAUGGGUGCUGGAUUGGCUAUGUCCCCUGGGGAUAUUGCAUUCAAGUCAAACUUUGCCACAUGGGAUGAAAAAACUGAAAUUGUUACCAGUAGGAGGGCUGACCGGCACUUCGAGGAAGAGGGGCCCAUCCUUUGUGCAGCACUGGAUGGAAUGAAGCUGCCAUCUUUUCCUGAAUAUGAAGUCAGAGUAAGAUAUGCAACAGAGCACAGAUGUGGGGUGGUUGUCAAAGGUCCAAAAUUAAGUGGAAAUAUUUCAGGAACAGAUCCAUUGAAAGAUAACCGUUUACUUUUGAAAGCUCAAGCUUUGGAUAAUACUGAUGAAGCAAAGCACACAGCAACAGUUGUCAAUGAACUUUCCAAGGAAAUCUCAAAGAUUCUGGUCUCUCAUCCAUUGAAUGCAAAACGUGCUGCCGAAGGAAAGAAUGUUGCCAAUGUUGUCCUUCUACGAGGUUGUGGUAUACGACUUGAGGUUCCCCCAUUUGAAAAUAAUCAUGGGUUAUGGCCAUGCAUGGUAGCUCCCACUAAAAUUAUAGCAGGGCUUGGCCUGUCACUAGGUAUUGAUAUCCUAGAAGCGACUGGAGCGACUGGAGACUACCGAACACUCCUAACUUCCAAAGCAACAGCAAUUGCCAAGGCACUCUCAGCUCCUCUUCAGCCCAGCCCUCAUGUUUUUGUACCUGGUCAGGACGAUCACAAACCUGGCCGAGCUGAUGGCUAUGAUUUUGGUUUCCUACACAUCAAGGCAAUAGAUGAUGCCGGUCACGACAAGGCAGUUAUUUUCAAGGUCAAAGCCUUGGAAGCCGUUGACAGAACAAUAGGUCAGCUGGCCAGGCUCCUAUGGCAGGCAGAAUCAACUGGAAACUUUGAAUAUUCCGUGUGUGUCACUGGAGACCAUUCUACUCCAGUUGAGUACGGAGAUCAUAGUUUUGAACCCGUCCCUUUUACAAUUUGCAAAUUAAAAGAUUUUGUGGAAGCUGUAGGAGGUGAGGCAAUGGUGAUGGGAACCUCACUUGAUCCUUUUCCUCUUCCGACUGUUGAAGCUGGUGAUGACCUCAAAGAUGCAAGUUUAGGAGAACGAAGAUGCACAAGGCAGAAUGCUUUCGGUGGUGAUUUAGUUGCUGAAUUUAAUGAGAUUGCAGCAGCAAAGGGUUGUCUUGGGCGCUUUCCAGGGAGCGAGAUGAUGGGGAUAAUAAAGAAAUUCUUGACCUGAGAGCGUGAGCAGCUCUAUGGGGAAGGUUUGGAAAGUUCUACCGAGGGAUCCAAGGAAAUAAAUAACUGAUUCUGCCUAUUGAAUCAACAGCUCCCUGAUCUAAUAUGAUCUUAUGGGA
Messenger RNA from Telopea speciosissima, 1887 nucleotides. RefSeq names its product probable 2,3-bisphosphoglycerate-independent phosphoglycerate mutase. The record is from RefSeq and is a predicted model, not a curated record. The transcript is spliced from 6 exons. Gene Ontology annotation, molecular function: metal ion binding. Bases 297 to 1769 code for a protein of 490 amino acids. Lineage: Eukaryota; Viridiplantae; Streptophyta; Magnoliopsida; Proteales; Proteaceae.